Penicillium verhagenii is the source of this 1890-nucleotide messenger RNA. Its product is annotated as GPI-anchored transamidase subunit GAA1. The record is from RefSeq and is a predicted model, not a curated record. The transcript has 4 exons. Bases 1 to 1890 code for a protein of 629 amino acids. Gene Ontology annotation, cellular component: membrane; GPI-anchor transamidase complex. NCBI's taxonomy places the organism in Eukaryota, Fungi, Ascomycota, Eurotiomycetes, Eurotiales, Aspergillaceae. Gene Ontology annotation, biological process: attachment of GPI anchor to protein.
AUGCCAGCUGCGAUCCGCAAUCUGCGGAAUAACCCCCAACUCCUCUUCGUUCGCUUGCCUCCUCUGCUGUCGCUCCUUUGCAUCGUUGUCGGCGUCGUCUGGCUUCUCCUCCUUCCCUUGAAUGAAUACUCCCGCAAUACCUACAUCUCCGAAAAUGCGCUUUUGCCGGGCCAGGUCCAUGCAUACUUCACCGGAAGCGAGCAGAACAUCUUCCGUGGUUACAAGCGAGAGCUAGAAGGACUACUCCACGAGGGCCGAAGUACCGAGAACCAGCAAGACGAGGCGGAGUUCACUCCAGCCAUCUCUGCUAAACUUCAAUCGAUCCUCAAGGUUGCGGGCUUGAAGGUUGCAACGCAGAAGUAUGAAUAUACCUCAGCGGGAAUCACCCAUCAGGGCGAGAACACCUACGGCAUCAUCCAUGCGCCCCGAGGCGAUGCGACAGAGGCGAUUGUCUUAGUUGCUGCAUGGAAAACGGCCGAUGAUGAGUUGAACAUGAAUGGUGUCACUUUGGCUUUGACAUUGGCUAGAUACUUCAAACGGUGGUCAUUAUGGUCUAAGGACAUAAUCUUCCUUUUCACCCCCGACAGCAAAUCCGGAACUCAGGCAUGGAUUGAUGCUUAUCAUGAUCUCCACCCGGCAUCGGUUCAGCCGCUCCCACUGAAGAGUGGUGCUUUACAGGGGGCGCUUGUCAUUGAGUAUCCCUUUGAGCACCGUUUCAAGAACUUACACAUCGUUUACGAUGGAGUCAAUGGUCAAUUGCCAAAUUUGGAUCUAUUCAACACGGCAGUGGCCAUCGCGGGUGGUCAAAUGGGCAUUGGUGCCAAUUUGCAGGAGAUGUGGGAGCACAAUGACAGCUACGAGGCGCGCCUACAGACCAUGCUACGCGGCAUGACCAAGCAAGGUCUUGGGUAUGCCACGGGCGCUCACAGUAGCUUUAUGCCCUACCAUAUUGAUGCCAUCACCUUGCAAACCAAGGGCGAAGGUUGGGAAGAUGAAAUGGCGUUGGGACGUACCAUCGAGAGUCUCUGUCGCAGCUUGAACAACCUUCUGGAGCAUCUGCACCAGAGCUUUUUCUUCUACUUGCUAAUGCAAUCCAACCGUUUUGUCAGCAUUGGAACUUACCUCCCUAGCGCUAUGCUCAUUGCUGGAAACUUUACCAUCAUGGCAAUCGCUUUGUGGAUGCGAACGGGCUAUCACCCAGACGCCAAAAAGGAAAAGCCCACAACCCCUGAGCCUCUCGAGAAAACCUCCCAUCAGGCGGCUCCUAAAAAUGGAUCGGCGCCGGAUAUCAGUGAAAGCACCGUCGCAGAGCGCCUUUUGGCUCUGCCACUCACCUUGGUCACUGGCCUCCAUUUGCUUGGCUUAGUCCCGCUCUGGAUGUUCAACACUCUUCCCCAUCAGCUAUUUACAACUAUCACCUACGUGUUCGUUGCGGUGGAUAUUGUAUUCCCUCUCGUUCUAGCCGCCCUCCUCUGUAACGGCCUGGGUAUAUUCACCCCUCUGGUCCCACAGCAGUAUCUCUUGAUCAAGUCAUUUACCUUGCUGCUCUUGGGAUUAUCUCUUUCCACCCUUGCAACACUCAACUUUUCCCUCUCUUUCAUGAUAGGUCUUCUCUGCGCACCAUUGAGCUUCAUCACCCAUCUGGAUAUCACAUCAGGUGCCAAGCGCUACGCCUUCUCUGGGGUUGGAUUGGUGUUGCUGAACCUUCUCUCCCCACCAACCGUUCUGCUGGGCGCCUGUUGGUACACUGGUAUAUCUGUCGAGACGGUCUUGACACAGGCUGCGUUCGGGUGGGAUGUUUGGGGCAUGUGGACCCAAGUUGUGGUGUGGUGUGUUUGGUGGCCAGCUUGGUUGAUUGGCUGUAUCUUGUUAGGAUCAUCCAUGUUCUAA